Molecule: messenger RNA, 5383 nt
Organism: Dermacentor albipictus
Lineage: Eukaryota; Metazoa; Arthropoda; Arachnida; Ixodida; Ixodidae
Biological process (GO): telomere maintenance; DNA repair
Molecular function (GO): ATP hydrolysis activity; DNA helicase activity
Source: RefSeq, a predicted model, not a curated record
UGGAGACACAGCUGCUCGUCGCAAUGACAAGCGAAGGUUGCGGCGUGCUACAGAGACUUAUGAAGAGCGGGAAGAACGUCGGGCCAAGCAACGUGCUCAGUAUGCGGCUCGGCGACAACGUUCUAUCACUGGAGAAGAGAGUGCUUCCACUAGUUUGGCCAUUGAGUGUGACAGUACUUCUACUAGUUCGGAGCGCUGGAAUGCUACCAAACGAAUGAGACGUGUCCGUGAAACUUCUGAAGAGCGACGGCAACGACUUGAGAAAGAACGGCCAAUCCGAGAAAGGCAAAACGAGAAGCGCAGGAAACGACGUGCCGAAGAGGCGGGUAGCCGUGUACAAUUCAGCGAGGCAGUUGCAGAAGAACGUCGUGCGGAACAUGCCAGAAGAGUGGGCGAAUUCGAGUCUGCAACGCGUGAGUUUACCAGACGUUUCGUUAACAAUCCAUUUGGUUAUGCGUGUUCGGUGUGUGAUCGACUAUGGCAUAAGGACAAGCUUACACCAGUGUCUGAAGUGAUGUUUCCGACUUUAAAGCUAGCUUAUCCGGAGUGGGACAGAGAGACUGUAGCCAGUGCUGUGCUGUGCAACACGUGUAAGGGUAGCCUAAGAGGGCAAAAGAUUCCCCUCUACAGUGUUUCCAACGGUUACACUUACCCGCCGAUGCCGGAGGGAUUGCCGCGUUUUAAUCCGGUUGCCGAGAGACUGUUAUCGCCGCGCAUACCAUUUGUGCAAAUCCGCAGGUUAAUGAACUGGAAGAACGGACAGUAUGGCAUCAAGGGGCCAAUCGUGAACGUACCAGUGGACACUGACCAGAUGUUGAAACUGUUGCCUAGAGAUGUGGACGACCAGCAGCAGAUACUAGUGAACAUAAAGAGACGCCGCAUCGAUAGGGGAGUGUAUCUGGCAGACGAGGUAACGCGCGAACAGUUGCUGCCGUGGGUAGAGGUGCUGCAAAAUUCCCCUCUAUACCAGCACUAUGACAUUAAGAUUGAUCUCGAAAAGGUGAACAAUUUGAUCGAUGUAGUUCAAAACAAUGAGGUGGAACUUGAGGAAUGCGAUGACGGUGGAGAUGACCCAAUGUCUGACGCAGCCGCUUUAACAAUGGAUCAGCAUACUGUGAUGUAUGAUGAAGACGAAGCUCUCAACCGUACUGUGACAAUGGCUCCCGGCGAAGGUCAGAGGCCAAUGAGCAUUCUCUACGACACGCACGCAGAGGAACUGUCGUUUCCACAGAUAUACCUCGGCCACGCUAGAUACAUUAAGCCAGAAGCAAAGCCCACCAUUACGUCCAUGGCGACGUCCGAGAUUAGGCGCAGUGACAGACGGGGAGCCUUGCCGAUGCACGUACUCUAUAUGGCCAUGAAGGUGAUACGUCAUCGCGUCUGCGACACCUUGAAUGCCGUCUUCAAGAACACCCAGGGAGUACAGAAGUUGACGAGGGGUGAUGUGGAGAAUCCCGAAAAGAUGGAGAACCUGAUUGAGCGAGACAUGGGUUUCAUGAGGGGUGUACCCAAUACUAUACAAUAUUGGCAUACCCGCAAGGCCGAGCUGUUUGCCAUGAUACGACAGUUGGGGAAACCGACGGCGUUCCUUACGCUCUCGGCGUCUGAAAUGCACUGGCCUCGACUUCUCGAACUCUUGAAGAGACUGAAGGUUUCACCCUCUGACUUUGACGUAGGUGAAGAGGAGAUGAACAGUUACCACGCAGCCGUAUUGGUUAACGAAGACCCGGUGGUCUGUGCGGUGUACUUUGAACACAUGGUUAGAGUAAUCAUGCAAAUACUGUGCAACAAGCGUAUAAGCCCUUUCAAGCCUAACCACGUUCUGGAGUAUUUCAAGCGUAUAGAGUUUCAACACCGUGGCAGUGCCCACGCUCACAUACUCCUUUGGAUGGCCGAUGCGCCAAACGAAGUGGUUGAAAACGGUGGUAUGCCGGAGACGGUUGCACUGGCCGAGCGACUCCUGUCGGUGAACAACGAAGCUUUGAAGAGGCCUAGGAGUCAGCGACACGAACAUACCCACACGUGUUACAAGGGAUCCAGGAAGACGUGCCGAUUUCAUUUCCCGUUGUGGCCGAUGCCUUGUACCAAGGUGUUGACCCCGCUGGUAUUGUCUCACGAGGAUGAAGAUCCCGAGGGUACCAAGCGGUUCGAAAAGCUCAAGGCAAAGCGGGAUGCGCUUCACGAAGUCUUGGACGGUACGGUUUACGAGUCGUUUGAAGCCAUGUGGGAACAGCACGACAUACGGGACUUUGAGCACUACCAGAUGGUGAUCCGGUCCGGCCUUACGAGACCCACUAUGAUGAUGAAACGAGAUUUGGACCAAUGCAAUACCAAUGCCUUCAACCCUUGGAUUGCCGAAAUGUUAAACUCCAACAUGGAUCUACAGAUAAUCCUGGAUGUGUAUGCCUGCGCUGCCUAUGUGGUUGAAUAUGUAAACAAGGCAGCCCGUGGCGUGUCUUCGCUAGGCCGAGCCAUCACGAAAAUGCUCGAGGAAGACGAGAGCAAAAUGACUUACGAACAGGCGAUGCGAAAACUGGGUGUGCACAUACUGAAUGGCAUAGAAAUGUCUGCACAAGAAGCAGCCUGGAUGUUGCUACAGUUUGAUAUGAGCCAAACGAGUACGGAUGUCAUCUUUGUGAACACGGUUUGGCCCGAAGAGCGAGUUCGAACUAGGAAAACUAAACGCCAAAUGGACGAGGAACAGUUGGACACGACCAGCACCGACAUCUGGCGAAAGGGUGUGGUUGAAAAGUACGAAGAACGACCUCCUGAAAUGGAAGAUGUCACACUUGCAGAAUUCAUGACGGAAUACAACAUUAACAAGUUGGUCAAGCGGAGGAAGACGGCCAUACUUCGGUGCCGAGACUAUGAUGUUAACGACGUCGUUAACUACAAGCGGGAACAUGUGAUGCUGUACUUGCCGUUUAGAAAGGAGAAUGACUUUCUAGACCGUAACGAGUUUGAGACCAUCUUUGACGAGAACAAGGAGAGGAUUAUGGAAGUCAAGAGCAAGUACAACAGUGCAGUUACAAAGGCUGAACUCUUGGAAUACAUUCGCGACAUCAACGAGAGUGUCGGAAUCGAGGACGGUUGUGAAGGAGAAAGAGAAGAGGAAAAGGGAGAGGAUGGUGUGUCUCCAGCUACACUGGUGGUGGAAAAUGACGAUACUGACAUUGUACCGGAAAGCACAGUCACAAGCGUCGUCGUCGCUGCAAAUUGCCCCGCCGUCAAGAAAAGAGAGGGUUGUAUGCCUUUAGAUGAAUUUCACGCAAAAAUGAGGAUGACUAACCAUCGUCAGCGCAUGAUAAUCGAAGAAGUGAUUCAUGGCGUCACGAGCGAGGACGCCAAGCCUCUCCGCAUAUUCUUCACUGGUCCGGCUGGAUGUGGCAAGACCUUCACACUUCGAUUGAUCAUGGAUGUCUACAACAGGUACUGCAAAAGCAAGAAGAUUGGCUAUGGAGACGGGGAAAUUUCUGGGGUUAACGCUUACAUAGCCUGUGCCACGACCGGCAAAGCUGCAGUUGCCCUCAAUGGUGUCACUGUCCACUCGGCCUUUAAGAUUGUCAUGUCUGCCGGCCGCGAAGAUAGGAGUCUUUCUGCAGCUGACCUAAACACGUUCCGAACCUUGUUCAAGGGGGUGAGGUGUAUCAUAAUUGACGAAGUCAGCAUGUUGUCAUCUGACUUGCUACGACAGGUCGACAGAAGGCUCCGGCAAAUUAGGGCAGAUAGAAUGAGGGAGCCGUUCGGUGGCUUUGACGUCAUUCUAUGCGGUGACAUGAGGCAGUUACCACCGGUCAGGGCAUCGGAAGUGUAUAAACGCCCCAGAGCAAGUGGUGCCGUGUUUAGCACUGACGUUAUACCGUGGCAUCACUUGGAAUACUUUCCCCUUACUCAAGUUGUCCGCCAGAGCGACGUGGUGUUCUCCAAUCUUCUGACCAAGAUUGGAGACGGUGCUGUCCUGGAAGACUUUGAAGUGGACCUGAUAGAAUCAAGAUUUGUAGACGCCGAAGGGGCAGCGCUAUGUUCAGACGCCGUUCGGCUGUACUACAGUAACGGCGAGGUGGAUGCCUAUAAUGAGAAAAUUGCUAACCGAUGUGAACACAAAGUUGAACAUGCAGCUAGGGAUUUGAUAACUGGCUACCGAACGCAUGAACAAAAGGAAUUGGCUAAGCGGGCACUAGAAACUUUCAGCCGCAUCGAAACGGGGAAUCUGCCACCGAUGGUUGUCUUAUGCUUGGAGAAGCCGUAUAUGCUCCUUAGAAAUAUAGACAUAACGGAUGGAUUGGUUAAUGGAAUGGUUGGAAAGCUCAAGUUGAUUGAGUAUGAUGCACAAGGGGAACCCUCUAGAGUUUGGCUACAAUGCCCCCCUGGAGUUGGAAUCUUAGCCAAAGGCAAAGCUUGCCCAACGUGCAUACAGGCGUAACAUCAACGGCUGGAUACCCAUAGAUUUGGUAACCAUGCAAUGCCAAUUGAAGGGCAAGCUGGUCAAGCAUAUGUCAGUCAGGCGGACGCAGUUUCCUCUGAUACCCGCCAGUGCCAUGACAAUUCAUAAAUCUCAAGGAGGGACAUUUGACGUAGUCGUGUACGAGUAUGCGGCUAACCAUCCAAAGAAGCUGGUGUACGUAGCCCUCAGUAGGGCUACGAGUUUGCAGGGGUUGUACCUUACUAACAAACACGGAUGCUACAAGUUUACACACAGAGGGCCAAACCCGGACAAGUCACUUAAGGCAGAGUUUGAACGGUUGGACAAGCACAAGUUGGACACUGCAUUUAGCCGAUGUGAACAACUGGUGAUGAACAGUGUGGUCACGGUAGUUACGCUGAAUGUAAGAUCGCUGGUUGCUCAUGAUGAGGAAAUUUCCACUGACCCCUUGCUUAUGUCUGCUCAUGUGUUGGUGUUUACAGAGAUUGGGCAAAGCUUGGAUGGAUGUCCUAAGACUGUGUGUGGUUUCAGCCUGGUUGGUGCAACGAGACGUCUUGGCCAAACGAGAAAUGCAGGAGUGGCAAUCUACGUCAGGCAGCCUUUACAAGCUACAGUUGUGACGCCUCCAGUGCCGAUGGAACGAGGGGAAGCUAUAUGUGUGGAGAUUUCUGUUUUGGACUUGGUUGUGGCCGGUGCAUAUAUCGCGCCCCAGACGAGCAACGCAGACGCGAUCAACAUUUUGGCGGACGUACUGCCACAACGAACUGACAAAAGGAUGUUGGUCUGCACGGGAGACUUUAAUAAGGACCCAGUGAGGGACAAAACAUUCCUGCAAGAUGUUGAAGAAAGAUAUGACCUUAACCUGUGUGACCUGCAACCAAAGUCUACAACCCAAUGGGGCAGCAGUUUGGACUUGGUUCUGUGUAGGAAUAAUUGCAGACAAUACCGAAUAAGUGAUGU